AUGUAUUCAGGCAUGUUUCUGUGGGCACGUUUGGUCCUUGAUUAUUUGUCGACGAACAUCUUCUUCUCGGGCCGCGAGGUGCGAGAAGCAGUCGAUUUGUUACCAAUCAAGCUGAGUGAAUUCUACGCUCGCAUUCUCUCCCAGCUUACUUCACGCUUUGAUCAAAGGUCUGUUGAAAGGCUAAGGUCAAUUCUUGGAUGGAUAGCCUUUGCCAAACGCCCAUUGACCAGAGGUGAGAUUAGAUCUGCUUUAGCUUUUGGUCAGGGCGAUCACACGGUCGAAGAACCAGUGCCCCGGUACAUCUUCGAUCUUGGGGCGCCAUUGUUGGAAGAGCAUCCAGAUACCGCUUUUUCAUUCGUGCACAUAUCAGUCAAAGAGUAUCUCCAAACCCCCGGGUGCAUUCUGUUCCUAGACCAGUUGGCCGCGACCUGUGAGCACGCAACUGCCACCAUAACUUGUCUCAUAUCCGGGUUAUGGGUAUUUUCCGGAAACCUGGCAGAUGAUACUCGUAUCAAUCUCAUAGUAAAGGGACUCUAUGGCUUGCACAUUUAUGCCAACCAUUUCUGGCUGGAGUAUCUUCUGGAUGCUGUAUCCACAGCAUCCAGGCUUGUCAAGGGCUCACCUCUGUACCGGGCCGCACAAGAGCUAGCAAACACCUUAAGCGUCCAGUCUGGUAUUCAGACAUACCCAACACCUGGGACUCAUGAGAGUACGACUAGCCGGGAUACUCGCCUGCAGUUUCUCGAAGAACACAAGGCCAUAUACGUAAUGGUCCGGAAAGAGCUUGGAGAACGAACAAAUCAUUCCAAAUUGCCGAAGAACGGAGAUAAAGUAACACUCACCGCUUCAUCCCUUCGCCCACCAAAAGAUUUCCAAAGCCUGCUCCUAGCCAUGCAGUCCAGCAUCAGACAUGUUUUGGCCCUCUCAACAAUCCCUGGAGUGCUACCAGAAGAUCUUGAUCGCUUCAAAAAUGAGUUCCGCACAUCGGCCUUCACGUGCCGCUUUCCAAAUUUCUCAAGAGCCGCACUCAGAUUCAACGAUGAGAAGUUGCAGUCUGCACAUGAAACUGGGCAUACACAACGUAUCAACUGUGUCAUCCUCGGCUGUCAAUAUCCACCAUUCGCUUCAACCCGUGCUCUAAGGGACCACGUUUCAAGAUGCCAUCAAACUCAGAACGCAAUUCGCAAGAGGAUCAAGCGUACCUCAGGAGGGAAAUUGUCUUCAGAACCAGUGAUACAAAAGAUGCCUGCCUUGACUUCGAUGGCCGACUUCUAUCCCGGCUCUACCAGUUAUCCACACCCUCCACCCCCUCCACUUCUUCUGACCUCUUGGCCAGCUCCAUACCUCGCAGACCCUCCAACCUCUAGACUGUGGCCCCCAAGCAUCUCGCUCUCGGACAUAAAUAAAGAAUAUUCUGUCAUUAAUUUCAGCUUCUUUGAGCCCCAACCCAAUGACAUCAUUCCGCAAGACCAAGCUCAUGGUCAGAGCAAUCAGGGCACCUUGGGGGACUACAUAGGACGUUCACUUUUAACAUUACGCGGCACAAGCGAGGACCCGUCGCAGGAAGAGGAAGAUCUUCUUCAAGAGUGGAAGACAGUUAAUGAGGAGAUCUCAUCGCAUAUCCAGCCUACUGAGAGCCAGGUCGAUGAGAACGAGGUUAUUUCUGACAAAGAAGAUCCUCGCGACCAGAGCUUAUGGUAUGGACUAUCAGCAUGGAAUGACGAGGUAUCGACGGAGGAAUCUAGACAUAUGGAGCUGAAAGAGUUUGAUAACUGA
Molecule: messenger RNA, 1776 nt
Organism: Sordaria macrospora k-hell
Lineage: Eukaryota; Fungi; Ascomycota; Sordariomycetes; Sordariales; Sordariaceae
Source: RefSeq, a predicted model, not a curated record